This is a messenger RNA of Clonostachys byssicola, 1047 nucleotides long. NCBI's taxonomy places the organism in Eukaryota, Fungi, Ascomycota, Sordariomycetes, Hypocreales, Bionectriaceae. The record is from the annotation of a GenBank genome assembly.
AUGGCAUUCAAGCCCGCAAUAAUGAGUGUCUCCCUUGGCCGGGGAUGGCUACACGAUUUCGACGAGAAAAUGGAGCAAGCUGCCAAAGCCGGCUUCCAAGGCAUCGAGAUGUUUGUAGAGGAUAUUGAGUACCUUGCACGGAAAAUUGCCAACAAAGCUACCUCUGAAGAGCCCACGGCCAGUGAGCUUCUGACUGCUGCGAAGCACGCUCGGGCAACCUGCGACAAGAAUAAUCUUGUUGUAAUCACGCUACAGCCGUUUUCUUUUUACGAAGGACUGCUUGAUCGUAAGCAGCACAGAUACCUGCUGGACACCAAACUUAAGUUGUGGUUUCAAAUGGCCAAAAUCUUCGGCACGACCAUGAUACAGGUCCCUGCCAACUUCUUGCCAGAAUCUCAAAUCACUAGCGACCGCGAUGUCAUCGUCGCCGACCUACAGGAACUCGCAGAUUUGGGAGCAGCGGAGAACCCUCCAGUAGAAUUUGCCUACGAGAACCUCUGCUGGAGCACUUACAACAGCACCUGGCAAGACGUCUGGGAAAUAGUACGCCGCGUGGACCGGCCAAACUUUGGCCUGUGUUUGGACACGUUUAACAUAGCUGGACGUGCUUGGGCGGACCCGACGUCUCCUACUGGCAAAAAUCCAAAUGCAGAUCAGGAGUUCCGACGCAGUAUGGCAGAGCUUGUGAGCAAGGUAGACCCAAAGAAGGUGUUCUACAUUCAGGUCGUGGAUGCUGAGCGAAUGGAUGCGCCUUUGGUCAAGGGCCAUCCAUUCCAUGUUGAUGAGCAGCCCCCUCGGAUGAGUUGGUCUCGAAAUGCUCGAUGCUUCAUGUACGAGUAUGACAGGGGAGCCUAUUUACCGAGCGAGGAGGUAGCAAGGGCUAUUAUUGAUGGUCUUGGAUACAAAGGGUGGGUUUCUAUGGAAUUGUUUUCAAGGACUAUGGCAUACGAAGGAGCACAUAUUCCGGCAGAACAUGCACAGCGAGGCAUCAAGUGCUGGAAGACGUUUGUGAAGCGGUUCGGUAUACAGUUGGAAGCCCGUAUCUAG